ACCACUGAAAAAUCACCUGGCUCGUUAUGUCAACUGUCACCAUCAAAUAACCCAAAAGUUUUUUUCACCAUAAAAUCGUCCACUUGUUUGAAAAAUGAAAAAUUAGCGCACAAGCUUACCAAUUAGAAACAGAUUAAUGAAAUUAUGGGAACUGUUUACGCAAAAUCGGAAGAUGCCCCAACCAACUUACCCACCUUACCGCCACAAGAACCACACGCCGCCCACCCUUCUCACAAACCCGAAUCAAAAGAAAUUUUUUUAGACGGAGUCAAGGCCCGGGUUGAUAAAAUACACGUAGACGGCUUAGCCCGAACCAAAGAUGACAUAAUCGAGGACUGCAUACGAGACUUGUUCAAGGCUACAGAUUUCCAAGAUGUGCUUCUGAAGGCGCAUCGAGCACGCCUCAAACUAGACGAACUGGGAUGUUUUAAAAACAUUGCUGUUUUCAUAGACACGAGCAAAGGGACAGGCGCAAGCCCUGAUGGACUUGAAGUCACUUUUAAUGUUACUGAGUACAAAAGAGUAACUGGCGGAGUCACCACGCAAGUGGGUAACAACGAAGGCGCUCUUCUUGUUGGUCUGAGGGCGCCAAAUAUUUUCGGCCGGGGUGAACGUGUCCAGGUGGAAUACAGCCAUGGGUCAAAACGUACCACUAAUUUUAAUAUGGCAUUUAUUAAGCCCAUGAGGGGCAAAUAUAGACCAAUAUUCACCACCAGUGUGUUCCAAUCUAACGCAGAAUGGCCUGUAUCAGGUUACAAAGAAUUAGAUAGAGGUCUGCUUUUUGAUUUUGGGUUUCACUCCACAUCUUUGAUUAAGCACAACAUUCAAUGGGAAGCAACAAUCCGCGAUUUAGGUGUCUUAAGUAGGAAUACGUCCUUUGAAGUAAGAGAACAAGCCGGACUUAGUUUAAAGUCAUCACUUAGACACAUAAUAUCGAUUGACUUGAGGGAUGACCUCAUUUUUCCUUCAGCAGGAAGUCUUCUCCAGAUAACUUCGGAAGCUGCAGGCUUGGGAGGAGACGUCGGCUAUCUAAAAAAUGAGUUUUAUGUUCAAGGCAAUUACUCCAUUGCUGAGGACUUUGUUCUGCAAGGAACUCUUUCUGGGGGCUACAUGCGUGGGUUAACAAACGACAUGAAAAUCGGGAUGUCUGAUAAAUACUAUCUGGGCGGGCCUCUGUCUCUAAGAGGCUUUCGGAUGAGAGGCGUUGGCCCCCAUUCCGAUGGUGACGCUUUAGGGUCACUCGCUUUUUGGUCUUCAGGCCUUCAUCUUUUCACUCCUUUGCCAUUUAGACCAGGCAGAGGAGGCUUUGGAGAUUUGUUCAAGACUCAUCUUUUCAUCACUGCUGGUAAUAUAGGAGAUUUCAAAAUAAGUGACCAAAAUUUUCUGGAAACACUUGCUGCCAACGUUCGUAUAUCUUACGGAUUGGGAAUAGCUCUCCGACUAGGAAACAUGGCGAGAGUGGAAGUUAAUUAUUGUUUCCCUCAUACGUUUGAGCGAGGUGAUCAAACUCAUCCCGGAAUUCAAUUCGGCAUUGGGGUACAGUUUACAUAAGCGAGGCGAAGGUAGUGGCGUUAAAAGUGUACUUGAUACAAGAUAAACACGUUGUGUAACGCAAAGUUAUUAAUAAAGUUUGUUAAUAGUA
Molecule: messenger RNA, 1642 nt
Organism: Zophobas morio
Lineage: Eukaryota; Metazoa; Arthropoda; Insecta; Coleoptera; Tenebrionidae
Product: sorting and assembly machinery component 50 homolog
Exons: 7
Coding region: 145-1551 (468 amino acids)
Biological process (GO): mitochondrial respiratory chain complex assembly; protein insertion into mitochondrial outer membrane
Cellular component (GO): outer membrane
Source: RefSeq, a predicted model, not a curated record